Molecule: messenger RNA, 823 nt
Organism: Chinchilla lanigera (long-tailed chinchilla)
Lineage: Eukaryota; Metazoa; Chordata; Mammalia; Rodentia; Chinchillidae
Product: transcription initiation factor TFIID subunit 4-like
Source: RefSeq, a predicted model, not a curated record
GGGGGCUCCUGGGGACCGAGGCGGCUCUGUCCGCGGUCCCGGCCCACCCGGUGCCUCGCUCCGUCCGUCCCCGGUCCACACCGCAGGCGCUCCCCGGGGCUGGGUUCCGGGGUGCGGGUCGGGGCCGCUGCUGUCCCCUGCCACCCACCACGUCCUCCGGGGUGCCCAGUCGGGCCGGCGGUGCCCGUCAGUAGGGACAGAAGGCUCCGUCCUGCCCGCGCCUCCACCCAUGUCCUGGAGCCCAGAGGCAGCUUCGCGCAAGCCAGGCGGCCGGGCCCUGCGGAAGCCCGGCCCUGCCGUCCGGGAGGACUAGAGGCCUCGCCUGGUCGGCGCCCGAGGCCGGCUCUCCGUCCAGCUGACCUGGGCACUCGCACUGCCAACACAGGCAAGGGCGGCCGAACUGUCUCCUGCCCGGCAAUUUCAGUUCCAGGCCUCUCAGCUGCCUGAGGCGGAUAGCUGCGGUGCACUCCCUGGGGAUUAUUGCAAUAACCGAAAAAGAAGCUGCUUCCAGAAGAAAGUUCAAAAUGCAGAAUGAGGACGUAGGGCUUGCGAUGUUAAAGGUCCCAGAGCUACAGUUAAAAAAUGCGGGGCUGGUGUCCUCUGAACAGACAGCUGCCAUGUGUACAAUCCGGCCCAGAAACGCCUCUCUCCUGCCUGGGCCGAGGCACCGGUGGUGGGAGCCAGGCAGCCACAAAAGCCUCUUGUCCCUUACAAGCAGAGAGGCAUCUGGAAAUCUAAUGGAGAGAUUCUCACUCAGAUUGUCCUGCAGACUCUCCUACCUCGAUCAAGGAGCGUUCCGCAAGGCGGAGAUAAGCAUUCUUUA